AUGGACAACCGACACUCGUCCCCCCCUUCUCGCGCCCGAAGCCCUCGCCCCAGCACCCAAAGGAAGAGGAGCAACUCGUUCCCAAUCUCGGAUGCAUUGGGAUGCUCCACCCCCGAAGCCGAACUUAUCCUAGCAGAGGGAAGAGCGGCACUGCGCAGCCGUCUGGCUGACCGGCAACGCGGUCGUUCAAGGAGAGACUACAUCCAAACAUUCAACCCGAAAGACCAUAUUGGUCACCUCGUCCAACACCCAGUAGUCUCAGAAGCUACUGAUAGGGACGCCUUAUCGCCACCCGGAUCCAAGCCCGCUAGGCACGCUCGGAUACCAUCUGAUGCUACGGACCGGAGUACGUCCACCAUUGUUGCACCUAACCAACCCAGUCUGCAAGAAUCAUCCAGCAAUCCCACCUUGACUACCGGUCCUAUAGGAGACUAUUCUGCUCAACUGGCCAAAUUCAUCCAGUCCCAGCUGAACUCGAUACCAACAUACACACCCGGCGAAACAUCCAUCUCACCCAGGUCAUGUCCCGAUCUAUCCUUUGUGCGGAGCCCUUCUCUAAGGAGCCCUGCUCUGUCACCUGCGAAGCCGGUGCCGAUGAAGCGCCAUGUAGGCGCGCCUAGUCUAAUCGAAAUACCUAGUAUACGUCCACCUGCAAGGAGUGCCUUCUCCGCCUGGAGCUCAACGGAUGAUGAGGCCGAUGACGAGGCACCGCCACUGCCUGACACCGCAGACAUCCAAGAAGCCCCGAAAGCUUCAUACACACCGUCGGUGUUGCGCUACUACGAGCAAACGAAUGACGCGACGUUCCUUUUCUCAUCUACGCCAAUGGGCGAUGAUGCAAAAGACAAGCCAUCUACUGCGAAGGCCUUCUCCUUCCCAGCCAAUCCCGCACCAUUAGAAACACGCGCUGAGCCUUCAUCGACACGAGACGAGGACUACCCGUCAUCAGACCUAUCGAGAGUAUCCCCUCCUUUCAUCAUCGUCGGCUCCUUCUUUAUCUUCUAUCUCAACUGGAUCCUACUUCGAACACAAGACGCCUCUCUCCCAGGUACCGGAUUUGAAGGAUCGCAUCAUAGCCGCGGUGACCCCUCCACGUCACAAAGUCAUACCGGCAAUAUCACCAUUCGAAGGGGCCGACCUGGCCAAUGUGCACGACAUUCUGGUCCAAUCCCAGCGGAGCGUCCUUGUCGACGGUAUGUCUUUCGACAUGGUCCGAGACUUCACCGCGCCCAACGACAACGUUAG
Molecule: messenger RNA, 1245 nt
Organism: Didymosphaeria variabile
Lineage: Eukaryota; Fungi; Ascomycota; Dothideomycetes; Pleosporales; Didymosphaeriaceae
Exons: 1
Coding region: 1-1245 (414 amino acids)
Source: RefSeq, a predicted model, not a curated record